Messenger RNA from Danaus chrysippus (African queen), 3090 nucleotides. The record is from the annotation of a GenBank genome assembly. NCBI's taxonomy places the organism in Eukaryota, Metazoa, Arthropoda, Insecta, Lepidoptera, Nymphalidae.
AUGCGUGAGCGCACUGUGGCAUGUGCCAGCCAGAGAGGCGAAGCCCGCGGCGGCGCGCGGACGAUGACGCGCUGGCUGAGGGCUACGACGCUUCUCCUUACUAUAGCGAACCUGCACGCUUGGAGACCACCGCCGCAGCCCAUCCUACUAACGAACACUUCCCACAUCAGGCUACCGAGACACGCGAGAAGUAUACAUCACCUGCAUAUCCUCGGAUGGCACCUGGAGUUGCAGGAGAAUCGAGCGAUUCGAUCGCCGUAUUACAACCAGUGUCAGUUUUAUAAGGGACGUAUUUUGUAUGAAGAAGAAUCAACAGUCACGGUGACAGAAUGUGAGGGCCAGCUGUACGGGUUGCUGCAGGUUCGCGGCGAGGACUUUGUGUUGCAGCCGAAUAGACCGGACGGGAGUCAUGUGUUACGACGUCGUGAUGUGCUCGUGUCCGAACAGCCAGCGAUGUACAACCUCACAGGGGACACAGUGACUGACCUUGACAUCGACUUCGAGGAAGAUGGCCCUAAAACUUCCGCCCAUGUUCAUACUCGACAAAACUAUCAAUCGGACAUCGAUUAUUUUAGAAGCAUGCUCCCUGUUACAAGACCAGUGUCAGGUGGUAAAGGCCUCUGGCUGGAGCUAGCCAUAGUUGCCGACCACACAAUGGUUAAAUUCCAUGGACGUGAACGAGUGAAACACUAUAUCUUAGCUAUAAUGAAUAUUGUCAGUGCCAUCUUCAACGACCACUCCCUUGAUUCAAACAUGACGCUCGUUAUAAACAAACUGUUUCUGUAUGAGGAGAAAGAUUCGGUGAUCAAAUAUGGAAACGUUAAGAAAUCACUUGAGGCAGUCAACAAAUGGAACUAUCGACACCUCAUGAAGCUACCAGCUGAUAGCACGGGUUGGGACGCAACUGUAUGGCUAACACGUGCGCAAUUAGGGGGACCAUCGGGAUUUGCCCCCGUUGGCGGAGUCUGCACCCGGACAAGAUCUGCUGCUAUUGACAGAGACGAGGGGCUCACUAGUGCUUUCGUCAUCGCUCACGAGCUGGGACAUCUGUUGGGUUUGACACACGAUAGUGAUGAACAGUGCGAAUCUGAAGGAAACCGAGGUUCAGUAAUGGCACCAACAGUAUUGGCGACGCUGCAUAAUUACGCAUGGUCUUCUUGUUCACGGGAACAGUUCCACGAGAAGUCUAAGAAGUGGUGGUGCCUUCAUGAACGGAGCCAGGACGAUGGUGUUGAAUUAGGCGGUGCCAAAGAGCUUUAUAAUUAUGUUUUCACCAUGGAUGAACAGUGCCGUACCGAGUUUGGGGAAGGAUUCUCAGUAUGUAAGUCGGUGAAAGUAAGGUCGGCGUGCGCCAAACUGUGGUGCGCUCAUCGUGCCAUGCCCCACGUAUGUCGUUCAAAACGAGCGCCACCUUUAGAAGGGACGCCUUGCGGAACAAAUCAGUGGUGUGUUGAUCGUGUUUGUGAGCCGAUGCCAGGUCAUGGUGUUGAUGAUAAGAAUAAGGAAGUAGAAUCGAAAACACCGCAAUGGGGUGAAUGGAGUCAGUGGAGUGAUUGUAACACUGAGUGUGGGUACGGCCUUCGAUCACGGACACGGAGAUGCAAAUAUAAAGGGGUGACUUCAACAUUAUGCGAAGGUGCGGGUUCCCAAGUAUCUACAUGCUGGACCGGAGCACCCUGUGCUAGCACAAGGGACGCGAGAUCUGACGCUUGUUCCAGACAGGCAACUAAUUUAAUACCUCAUCUACAUAUUGAUGAAUCUAAUCACUGUGAGACAUGGUGUGUGGAUUUCGCUGGUGGUAAUCCUUCCAACUAUGGACCACUACCCGAUGGAACACCCUGUAGUUAUGAGAGACCUUACGAUCUUUGUUAUCAGGGCACAUGCGUGAAGGGGCAAUGCAACGCAACGGAUCCGGUGUGCAACUGGUGUCCUGAUGGUUACUGCAACAAUAAUACACACAUAUACACGCGACAACUGGGCAAAGGUUGGACACGUUUGACGGUAAUACCUCACGAAGCCGCACAGCUUUCAGUUCACAUAGCCACCCCCGUACCACUAAACAUAGCGAUACGUGAGCGACGCCGUGACCGUCCAAUACUACAAUUGACAAAACAUUCUAGAACUAUCGAGAUAGAUCACAAACAAGACGAAAAUCACAAACAGGGGCAGGAUUAUUUGAAGUACUACGUGCCACAGAACUUGCAAAUCAUAGAUGUGGAUAGCAAUGUUUUGGAUAUAAAAGAACGCUUCGGGCUCGAAGGAGAAGUAGCAGCCGCUGGUAGUCUCUUAAGAUGGACUCAGACUGAAUCUGAUGUAAUGAUAACAUCAACAUCAAGAUUACAAACUGAUUUAAUGAUAAUGGCUGUUCCGACCACAUCUACUGAAGACACGAUCGCUGUGGAGGUAUCUGUCAACUACAGUACACCUGCCGGCCGUACACGGCCUUUGGAGUACAGAUGGUCGAGCGAACGCGGUCCGUGUUCCGUAUCUUGUGGUGGUGGAUUGCGCGCGGUACGACCCCGAUGUCAACGAGGCGGUCAGACAUGCGGCCCGGUGAGAUAUGAAACUUGCAACUCGAACAGUUGUGACAACGUUUGGGCUCCGGCCGAGUGGGAGGAAUGCAGUUCAACUUGCGGUCAAGAUGGCUACCAAGAGCGUCAGCUGUUUUGUAUUCCAGCUAAUAUAAGUGUAACAACAAAACAUGAACUCAUAAAACACAGCGUAUCUCCCGCUCUAUGCCCAGCAUCAAAGCCAGCCAAGACACAACCCUGCAAUAGGAUACCUUGCCCUGUUUAUUGGCAAGAAAUGCCUUGGACACCGUGUUCCACUACUUGCGGCCGCGGAGUUUCCCACCGGCCUCUUUCGUGCCCCGCUUCAGACCCUGCUCUCUGUGGACCGAAGCCUCGAGAGCGAAGACGACGCUGUCGUCUCCGUAAGUGCCCCAGACCUCCAACUCCCUGUCCAGAAACUGAUGCAACCCAAUACUGCGAACUAUUCACCAGCGAUCAGUUAGAAAGAAACUGUGUCGUACCGCCGUUCAGAAAAUACUGUUGCAACGCCUGUCAGUACAUCAGGAAAAGGGGAGAGUAG